AUGUGUUGUCUGUGUGAACAGGUAGACGAGAGGUACGAUGCAGAUCUGGAACGGAACAGGCACCGUCUGUGGGAAGAAGACGCUGAACGUGAGAUCGGUCGUCUUACACGCCUCAUCAACAUUCUGCAGGAUAAUCUGAGUGACGAGGUCAGGAAGAAUGCGAAACUCCGUGAAGACCUGGAUGAAUUACACGAGGUCAAGUCGACGUUGACUGAGGAAAGGAGGCUCCGCGCUGAGACAGAGGAGAUCUGCGCCAAGCAAGAAAUGGACUUGGAUAAGCACCGUAAAGAGAUAGAUCAACAGAAGACUUACAUCGCGCUGCUGCGGGCUCACGUUGUCUGCAGCGAGUAUAAGAAGAGCGAAUUCCAGCAUCAGAUCGAUGAUCCCAAUUGGGUUAAAGAACUGGAGCUUCGAGACAAGGAAUUAGCAGCUAUAAAGUGCAGCAUCGCGCAACUGAAGGAUCAAAUUGCCGCCAUGGAGAGCCCCACUAGUCGACUCCAGCAUCAGAGACAGCCCGUAGCUCCAACACCAGAAGUUCCCUCUUCCAGGUGCAACCCGGCCGGCCGACGCCGAGAAGCAACUCCACUGACUGCAGCUUCUCGGAGACCCAACAGAGUCACUCCCAAGUAGAGGAGGAGUGACCAGUAGCAGUCACACUACUCCUCUCGUCGAAGAGGAUGCCCCAUUGCAAAACAAGCGAAAGUUUGGAAAGAACAAAAAUAUGUUCAUGGGUUCUGACGGGGACCGAUACCAAGAAUGACUGAGCCAGGGGGGGGGGGCUGCUUCUCAAGCUGAUCGCUAUCCUGGAACAAGCUGAGGGCGCAAAUGAUGUGCUGACUUGUACUAGGACAACGGGUUCAGAUUUUCUAUGUGUGAUGAAGUGACACGGAAAGCAAUGGAACAGCCUUAACACGUAUUGUUGUAUUUUUGAUGUGUUACAUAAAUGUCAGUAACCAGUGUGAUGUUUUCCUUGAAGUG
Molecule: messenger RNA, 978 nt
Organism: Cryptotermes secundus
Lineage: Eukaryota; Metazoa; Arthropoda; Insecta; Blattodea; Kalotermitidae
Exons: 4
Coding region: 1-630 (209 amino acids)
Source: RefSeq, a predicted model, not a curated record